GUGACAUUUGUACAUAAAUACUUGUUAUGCAGUCGCCGUGCAGCGCAUAGUUUGGUAUGACAACAUAAGUAUAGUUGCAUAGUAUUUUCGAGUGAUUUUGUAACAUACACCAGUCAUCCACGGGGCUACGUGUGCGUGAUUGUUUCGUUUGUAACACACGACUAGCCGCCAGCUUUGGGCUGGAAUCGCAAGUCUUUGUUGUGCCAAUGAGCUGCAGCCAUGGCAGAAGGAUCCGAAUUGGUUCCAGGUUCUUUGCAGCAGCACAACGAUCGUCACUCACACCACCUAUUGAACGACAGCGACGACGACGGUGGUGAUGACACGGAGGAUGCUGGAUCUAUCGUUCCCGACCGGACCGGAAGGCACCACUUCUGCAGGCUUUGCCUUACCCACACGCAGCAACUGAAACCAUUGUUCCCAUUAGAAACCGCCCCGGAUCAGAACCUGUUGGUGCGGAUACUGGACUGCGUAGAUGUGCAGAUUACACUACCGGAUGAUAUUAAAUCCCUGAUAUGUUUCGAAUGCGUCCAACAAAUACACGCAUUCUCUAGUUUUAAAGAACUUUGCAAGAGUAACGAUCAAUUGCUGAAGGGCAAGCCUUUUGGUCACGGUUCAGACGAUGACCAGUCUGAGGACGGUAUUACUCCAGAUAUUAGUCGUGUAAAAACCGAACCAACUAGCUCGCUGGAUGUAUCCUUAUUAGAGAAGCUCCAGGAGCAAGGGAUUGAAAUCGAGACUGUAGGGCAGCCUGCCAUUGUCCAUCAGCACCACAAGAGUGAUCCAAUCAAUGCGGAGGAAAGAGAAGCCGAACGGAAGGCUAAAAACGCGGCCCGUAUGCGUCGGUGGAGAUUGCGCCAGCGCCAGAAGCAAGGCAAGCAAUUUACUGACUCUCAGGAGAAAAUACUGACGGAGAUCGGAAUGAAGGAUCCAGCCGAGUUCAAUCAGGAGGAUGUGUUACAAAUACAGCAAGUACAAGAAAUGUUCGCAAUAAUCGCCCAGCAUCAGCUGCGGCAAGUCGAGGCGGAAAUUAAACGACUAAAGGCUGAUGUCCACGGUCAGCCCGAACAUCCGGAGGCGGCUAUUAAAUUGGAACCGGAAGAGCAAGAAGGGGGAGAAUCUAGCCGGCAAGCCUCACCUACCUCGGAUAAUCAUAUGGCUUCCUUGCGCAGGUCGCGAGCCGAGUAUAUGCGCAGGUGGCGCGCUAAGCGACAAGCCGAACGCCACCACCAUCACCAAGUGUCAUCAUUCGGAUUCGUGGGCCGUCCGCCCACGGUUUCGCCUGCCCCGGGGGAAGCUGAACGGUUGUUUCUCCAGCGCAACCAUCGUGCUGAGUAUAUGCGACGUUGGCGGCGGGAGCGAAUGAAGCAGGAACUGAGCCCUAGCGAGUUCGAGGAGUGGUGCAUCAAGAGCGAGCAGAGACGUCGCUUCCGCGAGUGGCAGGUCAAACGAAAAAGCAUCUCCUCGGCUGGGGACGAAACGAUCGAUGGUUGCGAGACGGAUUUGGAGAAAAAUUGCGCCCUUGGGGAGGGCCUACAGGAUAUGGAACAAAGUUGACCGCCAUACGACUUUAUGGGAAGGUGGCGUCUCUAUAACCGCCCGACCGACCGGCUUUGAGAUUGUGUACAAGUGAAAUUACGGUGAUCAUCCUAUUUUCAUCCUUAUUUAGACUGCCUUUUAACCAAGCACAGUAUUUAUUUUGUAGUAUUCGCAAACACUAUUUUUUUUAUGAAAUUGUGUCGAGCAUAUGAUGUUUUAGAAGUUUAUUCUGUUUCGAGAUUAAGAGAACGUUUGUGUGAUGGGACACAAACUGGCUUAUAACAGUGAUUCCAGCUUCAAUUAUUGACCACUUUGACGCAAUGCUAUGAUGAUAAGAUAUAACACAGAUAUUUCUGCUUAUUACCUCUUGACAUACGAACAAUAAUAAA
Toxorhynchites rutilus septentrionalis is the source of this 1925-nucleotide messenger RNA. RefSeq lists its product as uncharacterized. Gene Ontology annotation, cellular component: nucleus. The record is from RefSeq and is a predicted model, not a curated record. Lineage: Eukaryota; Metazoa; Arthropoda; Insecta; Diptera; Culicidae. The transcript is spliced from 2 exons. Bases 220 to 1554 code for a protein of 444 amino acids. Gene Ontology annotation, molecular function: zinc ion binding.